AUGGCUGCUUGCAGUAUUGAAGACGUGUUGGCGAAAGUAGAACGAGAUGAAGCUGAAAAACUCAAAAGUAUAACGGUUCAAAAAGAACUGGAUCUCGAGUUUGAUGCUGGUAAUUUGCUCGCGUUGGACAAGAAUCGUAUAGAUGUCAGCGAUUUUAAACAGCAGAAAAAAGACGACUUUCUACGCUCCUUGGCACGAGACAACACGCAGCUCCUAAUCAACGAGAUAUGGAAACAUCCUACAGAAAGAGUCGAGGAGGUAAUCGUCGUGAAACUUCCAGAACCAACAACCGUCUUACCCAGGGAGAAACCGGCACCUAAACCGAGGCCUCCAACAAAAUGGGAAGAGUUUGCUAAGUUGAAGGGUAUUCAAAAGAAGAAGAAAACAAACCUGGUCUGGGACGAGGUCCAUAAAGAGUGGAGAAGACGCUGGGGAUACAAGCGUGCUAAGGAUGGCACGAAAGAAUGGUUGAUCGAAGUUCCUGAAAAUGCAGAUCCAAAUGAGGAUCAGUUUGCCAAACGGAACAAAGAAAAGAAAGAGAGGGUGGCAAAGAACGAGUUUAAUCGUCUUAGGAAUAUUGCCAGAGCUCAAAAGCUUAAAGUGCCUGGUGUUGGGCUACCCCCUGCUAGCCAGCAGUCAAAAACGGAACUGGCACAAGCAGUCAAUAUAGCCAAAAUAUCCACAGCCUCUGUGGGCAAAUUUCAGGACAGUCUACCGAAGGAAAAAGCUCCGAGGAACACGGGGAAAAGGAGAAAAUUCCAACCCGUUAUUGGCGACUUUGCCGAUGAGAAACAAAAACAGCUGGACAUUUUGAAAAUAAUGGACAGCAAAAAGCCGCGUCUUGAUAUCACCAAGGCGGUGAAUAAGCAAAUGAGAGAGGAGGACAUGGAAGCGGCAGCAAAACGUAGAAAAGAGUCAGCAAGAAAGGGGCGAAGAGGGCACAUGUCAGGGAGGGGUAAAGGUAGUGCCCCUGGUAAGGGAAAGGGGAAAGCGGCUAAAGGCAAGGGACGCAAUCCUCGUGCUAAGCAGGGGAAGCACUAACAUGAACUUUGCAUUCUGAAUCAUGUGCUUGAACUGAUGUUGGACAUGUCAUGGUCAACAGUGAUGAAAGGCACUUCUGCUUGUCUUAAAUGUUUAAGUGCCUUGUUACAGACGCUUGAACCAAGUCAACUGAUUGACAGCUGACGUAUUUCAAUGUCAGCAACAUGUUCAGCAGUUUAUCUUACGUUCUCGUAAACGCUGUAUACAAUGUGUCCAUUUUGUGAUAUGACUGAUGAGCAUCUGUGUAAUCGUUAAAGUAAUUUGUUCGGUCUAAAAUAAAUUGCUUCAUUCUGACCUGCGCACAUUGAGUUUUUGUAUAAUGUAAAUGAAGUGCAAGUAUCGUUUUUCCACUUAAAAUGUGUCCAAAAGGACUGAACCAAAAGCAUUGUCAACUGUUUUUUAUUCAUCAGAAUAUUACGUCACUGU
Messenger RNA from Chanos chanos (milkfish), 1467 nucleotides. RefSeq names its product ribosome biogenesis regulator 1 homolog (gene rrs1). Bases 1 to 1041 code for a protein of 346 amino acids. The record is from RefSeq and is a predicted model, not a curated record. Gene Ontology annotation, biological process: endonucleolytic cleavage in ITS1 to separate SSU-rRNA from 5.8S rRNA and LSU-rRNA from tricistronic rRNA transcript (SSU-rRNA, 5.8S rRNA, LSU-rRNA); ribosome biogenesis; ribosomal large subunit biogenesis. Gene Ontology annotation, molecular function: protein binding. Gene Ontology annotation, cellular component: nucleolus; nucleus; preribosome, large subunit precursor. The transcript has a single exon. Lineage: Eukaryota; Metazoa; Chordata; Actinopteri; Gonorynchiformes; Chanidae.